Molecule: messenger RNA, 1353 nt
Organism: Mycena indigotica
Lineage: Eukaryota; Fungi; Basidiomycota; Agaricomycetes; Agaricales; Mycenaceae
Product: Histone-lysine methyltransferase Set7
Exons: 3
Coding region: 1-1353 (450 amino acids)
Cellular component (GO): nucleus; cytoplasm
Molecular function (GO): tRNA-specific adenosine-34 deaminase activity; protein binding
Source: RefSeq, a predicted model, not a curated record
AUGUCACUUCUUCGCGUUACCCACUCAGUCGAAAAAGGCAGAGGGCUCGUCGCCAACCAGCCGAUCGCGGCACACACUCUCAUCGAGACAAGUCCUGUCUUAUUAUUCUCCAAGGAUGAAUGGGAAUCGCAUGGCAAACAUACAAUCCUCGACCACUACACUUUCAACUGGAAAAACGGGUCGAUGGCGCUGGCGCUAGGUCUCGGCUCUCUCUUCAACCACUCCGACACUCCUAAUGUCUCCUACACUAUCCAACCUGAUUCUGAUAUGAUCAUCUACACUACCACUCGCGCAAUUGAGCAAGACGAAGAGCUCUGCAUCUACUAUGGGAGCAAGCUUUGGUUCCAACCUGCCGGCCAAGCCCACAACACGACCAACGUGGCAAUCGAAGAUGGUUGGGGCGGUUUAUCGAGCCUGGAGACAACAUCGUUGCCCAGUUUCUGGGAAGGAAACGCAGGCGACAUGAUCCCAGAAAAAGAUUUACCCUUUGAAAGAUUUAAGCCACCUCCGGAAGAAGAGACUCCUGAAAGUAUCCGUUCAGUGCAAGCAUGGGUUGUGGACGUACCCGACGCCAAGGAAAUUGGAGCCAUGCUGAAGUGGCUUCAUCGCUCCGGCCUCGAUCUACCAGAACUGGGUCAUCUCAAACGCGUACGGAAAACACCAGAGACCAACACCUUUCUGCUCAGUCUUGCUGCUGAACCACCAGAACUCCCCUCUAACAUUGGACUGCCCCAUCCUUCCAGACAAGUUCCAGUGCCCGCAUCUGUAGCGCUGACCUUACCAUCACUCGCCCUAAAAAAUGCAUUGUGGCCCACGGCCUAUGCACCACGAAAAAAAGGCGAAGUUGAAGAUUGGACGCGAGAAAAGACGCGGUGGGCUUGGGAGUCGAUGAAAAGAGUUGUCGACGAAGCACAUAAAGCAAAACAAGCUGGAGAAUUACCAAUCGCAGCUCUAAUUCCUGCUGAACAAUCUUUCAUCGGGUACGACACCCGACAGAGCGCAUCACAUCCGCUCCGUCAUGCCGUCCUCAACGCAAUACGCAAUCUGGCUGACCAUCAUGCAAAGACAGCAACUUCUGAACUCGAUGAACGGCAGAAUGGUCAAAACUACCUUCUUACCUCGUUGACUCUCUUCACGACCCACGAGCCUUGCAUUAUGUGUAGCAUGGCUUUGCUCCAUUCUCGGGUGAAAGAAGUCUAUUUUCUCAUUCCAAUGAACAAGACGGGUGGAUGUGGCGGAGCAACAUGUCUGCCUCUCCUCCCUGGGGUCAACCAUAGGUUCACAAUAUGUCGCUGGAAAAUUGAUACGUUGGAUGUGGACGGAUUACAUGUAGAGGAUAUAUUAGAUGCCUAG